Molecule: messenger RNA, 1335 nt
Organism: Trypanosoma conorhini
Lineage: Eukaryota; Euglenozoa; Kinetoplastea; Trypanosomatida; Trypanosomatidae
Product: putative chaperone protein DNAj
Exons: 1
Coding region: 1-1335 (444 amino acids)
Source: RefSeq, a predicted model, not a curated record
AUGCAUAAGCAGCAGGACUACUACACCCUUCUGGGGGUUCCGAGGACGGCGUCCAAGGACGGUAUUCGCGAAGCCUACAAGUUGAGGGCGCUCGAACUCCACCCGGACAAGAACCCCGAGGGAGAGGCCGUGUUCAAGUUGGUGCUGAAUGCAUAUCAAGUCCUUGGAUCCCCCACAAAGCGAAGAAAGUACGAUCAAGAAAUGGCCUUACGCGAUGGGCGCAGGCCGGUGCCAACGGCUACCGGGCGCCACGGUCCAAGACCGACGCGGGGCAGCAAUUCGAGCCCAAGGGCCCCAAACCCGGCACCCACCCCAUCCUUUGCCGGCGGUGCCUCUAGAAAGCCUGUCGAUGAAAACUUGUUCGAGGACGUUUACAAGCAGUACCAAAAGGGAACGUAUGGAGGUUCGGCUCCUAUGGGCAGGGACAACAAAGAUGGUUUUCGUGGCGCGGGGGCAAACCAACAGAGCUUCUCGGAGUGGUUCAAACGAAAACAAGAAGAACUUAGACAAGCUGAAGAGGCGUUCAAGGCAAAGCUAGAUUAUGCGAAGAAACUAGAGGUUGAGGAGAAGCGGCGGGCGGAAGAAUGGCGUAUACUACAGCAGCGACGGGAGCGAGAGAGGGAGGAGGAGCUCGAACGUGCACGCGCCCAGCGGGAGUGGGAGGGUGAGUUGCUUCGUCGUGAGAAGGAAACGGCCUCGCGGAUUCGCAAAGCGGAGGAAGAUAAGGUAAAAUUGGCCGCGUACUCUGAGGUUCAGAAAAAGCAACAAGAACAUCUGGAUGCUCAUCUCAGAGACCUCGCAAUGAUGAAGAAGGAGCUCGAGGACGAACGUCGACGCCUGGCGGCGGAGCGAGAAUUGGUUUGUCAAGAAUCAACAGGCCAGCAAGAAGCGCGUCGUGAAAGACAAAAGAAGCGCGAGGAGGAAAUGGCAUUAGAGCUCCAACGCGCAGAAGCCAAGAUAGAGGUGGCUCUCGCCCAUCAGGCUGACUAUGCGGCGUAUGAACGAGAGCGCGAGGAGCAGCGGCUACGGGACGAAAACGCGCGCAAGCUUGAGGAGGAGUUUCGGCGUCAGACAAACCUUCACGAGGAAGAGACGCGGCGCCAGUUUGAUGCAGCGCAAGAAGAGGCGCGUCGCAAGGCCUCAGAGGAGCUUGACGGGAAACGAAGAGCCAUAUUGGAGCAAAUUGUCAAGGAACGGCAGCGACACCAAGAUGACGUGGAGGCAAUGCGGCGGGAAACAGACCGCAUUGAGGCUGAGAUGCAGGCAAAGCUUGAUGCUUUGAGGGAGGCGAAGAAGUCUGGGCAACCGAUCAACCUGGACGAGUGGAAGUUGUAG